Molecule: messenger RNA, 3270 nt
Organism: Photinus pyralis (common eastern firefly)
Lineage: Eukaryota; Metazoa; Arthropoda; Insecta; Coleoptera; Lampyridae
Exons: 7
Coding region: 1154-2551 (465 amino acids)
Biological process (GO): DNA integration; DNA recombination
Molecular function (GO): DNA binding
Source: RefSeq, a predicted model, not a curated record
CGUUGAUGGUCUGUGAACUACACUAUCGAGUGUCGGUGUUGUUUGUAGGUUUGUUUGUUUGAAAUCGGUAGAAAGAAAACCUGCAUAAAUUGUUCAUUUUUCUCUAUACUUAGGAUAUAUGGAACUGCAUAUAAGCAAACCCACAUAUCUUAAACAAAAUUGAAAUGAAGAUACUUUAUGUAACAAAUUUUUAGCUACACAAGACAAGGAGUAAAAGCAAAGAUGUAUGAAGAAAGAAUAUCUAAGAGUAGUGCAUUAUACAUUACGUUUUCUUGUAGGUGUUUACAUCCAGAUUACUGCAAAUAGUUAUCUGGGUUUCAAGUUUCUGAUUAGAAUUUCAUAAAUAAGAAGUGAACAACUUUCUGAAAUGUCAUUGAUAGAAAUUUUGUUCAGUUAGGUAACUAGUAAUGUACCUACCUAUGCUUAAGAUCAGAUACGUAGUUGUUGGAGUGUAAUAAUGGUUUUAUUUACAAAGACAUUGUCAUUGACAUGAACAUUGAUAAGUAAAAGCCCUUGUUACCCUCCUGUGUAAGUAAAUCUCUUGUUAUACAAGUGGGGAAGAUAAUUUAUGAUGAGCUGCCCUAUUGUUCAAGUUACUAGUAGGUACAACUUCAGGUUAUUAUACAGCAAGACAAACAAGGUUCUGAAUUACCCGAGGUGUUACCUAUAUAACUCUCGCCAGGAAAGAUUGCCGGUCACAGCGCACCUUGUGUCGAUUUACAAUCUUUGUUUUUAUUAAGAUGCGAGCGACUUCUGGAAUAGGAUCGUGCUAAUGUUGAACAAAAAGUCUUUUCGUUCAACAUUGACACGAUACUAUCCCGGAAGUUGCUAGCCCCUUACGAAAGACAGAGAUUGUAGAUCGGGAUCAAGUUUUCUGUGACCGGCAAUCUUUCCUGGCCAGAGUUAUAUUAAAAUUUCAGGUAAAGGUUCCGUAUACCUGUUUGAAGUAUUGCAAGAGAGAAACUGUUAUACAGUGCUUACAUAGUGGUUGAUGGACAAUGAAUUAUAAGAUGAAUAAUGUAUUUAUUAAAUUACACAUGUUACAUUGACCACAAGAAGGUUCUGUCCCAUCUCUGAUGAAAUAAAGCAAUGUAAUGUUCCUUUAGCAAGGGAUGUGGAUUAUACCUGCAACGCAGAGUACGCCCUUCUCCAAAUGUUCAUAGGAGGUAUGUCCACUUUAGUAGCCGAAAUUAAUGACUUGGUAAACAACAAAGAUGCCGAUAACAUCCCAUGCUCUUCUCUAUUACCUGAGAAAUCAAAAAUGCGUUAUAAUCAAUUGUAUGACGCUUUUGCAAAAUGGUGUUCAGCAAAGGAUAUUAAGAAAACGACUGAAAAUGUAAUGAUGGCUUACUUUAUGGAACGUUCUGAGGUUUUAAAGUCACCAGCGAGUUUAUGGAGCGAGUACUCCAUGCUGAAACUAACAAUUUCAAUUCAACAGAAUGAAGAUAUUUCAAAAUUUAAACGCCUUAAGGCUUUCCUUAAAAGGAAAAAUGAUGGAUACCAACCGAGAACUUCUAAAAUAUUUAAAAGAGAAGAAAUUGAAAAAUUCAUUGCCGAAGCUCCAGAUGAAAUUUAUUUAUUGAUGAAAAUUGUAGCGAUAAUGGGAGUGGUUGGCGCUUGUCAUACAGGGGAACUACAUAAAAUAAAGUUUAAAGAUAUAGAUCUGAAAGAUGAUGUAGCAAUUGUCAGAAUUUUGGAAACUCGGAAUACUAUACGAAGAAGCUUUAUAAUUACAAACAAUUCUGAGGGGUCUUCUGAUUGGUUGAAGCUGUUACAAACUUAUAUGAAGCUUAGACCUUACAAUGCGGUCGAUGAGCGAUUAUUCUUCAGAUAUGAACGUGGUAGAUGUGUAAAUCAAGUAGUCGGAAGAAAUACAAUUUCCAAAGUGCCCCGAGAAAUAGCGAAGUAUUUAAAACUAGACAAUGUAUAUGAAUAUACAGGACGUGCGUUUAGAAAGUCAUCUGCUACUUUUCUGUCUAAUGUUUAUGACACUUUUGCGAGAUCCCGGUGCAGAUCUUCUAAUACAAUUGUUAAAAGCGUUACCUCCCAAUCCACAAGAUCAGAUAUCUCUGCUAUUGGUAAAGAUUUGGAGAUGAAUGCCUUUGAAAAUAUUACACAAGAAUUCCAAAACUCCAAUGAUACGCAAAAAAGUAUCACCUUUUCAUGUGAGGACUCUAGACAUUCCCUUUCACAAGAGUCGGACAUUUCGCAAGGACGUUGUGAUAGUGAUUAUAAAUACGUUAUGGAUGAUAGUGAAAUUCAUUUAACCAAUGAAAUAACACACUCUCCAAUUCCAGUUAAACUCGAGCAUAGAAGUGACGAAGAAUCUACCAAUGAAUCGACUCCUUCAAUUCUCACCGACGUCAUAAUUCCAAAUAAAAAAGUGAACGAAGCACGGCCUUCCGUUUUCAAAAAUGAUUCCGAUUUAUUUUUCAAAAUGGUGGCGGCGAAGGUUAGGCGAUUUUCACCUUAUCAUAAAAAUUUGAUUGAAACCAAAAUAUUUUCGUUGGUCCAAGAAAUGGAAUUAGAACAGAUUCAGCAACAACAGUAGUCUACAUAAAUAAAGCGUUGAAGGGAUCAAGUUACAAUUUCCUUUCAAAAAUAUCUCGCAAGGAACAGACAAUUUGAAGAGUUGUAUUUGUAAAAAAUUCUGUAUAUUUAUUUGUACAUAUUUUCUCCAACAUUUGCUUCGUAUUUAACAUAAGACAUAUUUCCCUAUUGUAGUUCUUUUUUGCUAAGAUGCCUCACAGUAAAGGAGCAGGAGUCUUUGCUACCAUCAGCGGCGAUGCGAGGACCGUUGGCAGCUACUUGGACAUGUUAAGGAAUAAGGAUAUUUUAUCCUUUGAUGAUUUUUGAAAAAGCACUUUGUGGCGACCGAAGGUACAGGGUGAAAACAUUGGAGUUUUUAUCUUUGCAAUUUUUCCAAAUAUCACAGGAUCGGUGGAGGGGGACCUCACUUAUGGGUUAUGGCCUGUUCGAUCCUUGGACUUGUUUAGAAGUACUAGUAGGAAUCAUUUUAGAAAUAUCAUAAAGAUAUACCAUUAGGAGUAGGUACCUACUCUUGAAAUUUAUUCAAGAGAAAAUAGAAGCAUAAAGGGUGUCGUUCAGAAGCGCCGCGCCGGAUAAAGUGGAAAGUGUAAACACAUCUUCUUAAUCAAAGGACACAAUUGGAGAUUAGGAACAUAUGCGGCGCUUCGCUGUAGUGUAAAGUUGAAGUUAAAUACCUUAGAUUAGGAAAGAGUAUGGGUACGGUCGAAAAUUUACUCUACA